GAGUACACAAUUCAAAGUUCAUCCCAACCUACUAUAUGACUGGGAGUGUCAAGCACAGAUCUUUGGAUUGGGAAUUUCAUGUGCUUGGUUUAAAGCCCAGAUUUAGUUUGAGCAAGAGUUAAUCAUGAAGACUGUGAAGGGCUUCUGUGUCUUUUUCGUGCUGCAUCUAUGUUUCUUCGACUCAGGAAUGACUGGGAAAGUUCUUGUAUGGCCCAUGGAUUUUAGUCACUGGAUGAAUUUAAAAGUUAUUCUGGAAGAACUCCAAGUUCGCGGGCAUGAGAUAACCAUCCUGAUGCCUUCAUCAAGCUUUCUGCUUGAUCAUGCCAAGCUUCCCUUUAACGUGGAGAUCCUUCAAAUUUCACUAAGCAAAGAAAGCUUCGUGGAAAAGUUGAUUGCUGAUCUCUAUACACUCUCUUUUGAAGUGCCGAAACUUUUAUGGUGGAACAGGCAAGUCAAGAUGACACAAAUGCUCAGAGAUUUUUUUUUGAUAACCAGAAGCAUAUGUGACAGUGCUGUCACAAACAAGGAGUUACUCAGCAGGCUACAGGCAGCAAAGUUUGAUGUCUGUAUUGCUGACCCUUUAAGCUUUUGUGGGGAGUUGGUGGCUGAGCUCCUCAAUAUUCCAUUUGUAUACUCUUUUCGUUUUUCCGAUGGAAAUGUCUUUGAGAGGCUGUGUGCUGGACUUCCUAUGCCUUCCUCAUAUGUUCCGAGCAGCACAUCGGGACUGACAGAUAACAUGACUUUUGUUCAGAGGCUGGAGAAUUGGUUAUUGUAUGCAGUGAAUGUAGUGAUAUAUACAUAUUUUUUAUUUCCAGAAUGGGAUGAAUAUUACAGCAAAGUUUUAGGAAAACCCACCACAUUAUGUGAGACUAUGGGAAAAGCUGAAAUGUGGUUGAUUCGAACCUCCUGGGAUUUCGAAUUUCCUCACCCUUCCUUGCCUAAUUUUGAAUAUGUUGGAGGACUGCACUGCAAGCCUGCGAAGCCCCUGCCUAAGGAAUUAGAAGAGUUUGUUCAAAGCUCUGGGAAAGAUGGAGUUGUGUUGUUUACUCUGGGGUCAAUGGUCAAAAACCUCACAGAAGAAAAGUCUAAUAUGAUUGCAUCAGCUCUUGCCCAGCUUCCACAGAAGGUUGUGUGGAAGUACUCAGGAAAAAAGCCAGAAACCUUAGGAGACAACACUCGGCUAUAUGAAUGGAUUCCACAGAAUGAUGUUCUUGGUCAUCCCCAAACCAGGGCUUUUAUCACUCACUGUGGAACCAAUGGCAUCUAUGAAGCUAUAUACCACGGGGUCCCUGUGGUGGGAAUCCCCCUGUUUGGUGAUCAGUUUGAUAAUAUUGCUCGUGUCCAAGCUAAAGGGGCUGCUGUUCAAUUAGACUUGCUCACAAUGACGAGUUCUGACCUACUCAAUGCUUUGAAGGCAGCUAUUAACAAUCCUUCCUAUAAAGAGAAUGCUAUGAAGUUAUCAAGAAUUCACCACGAUCAACCUGUGAAGCCCCUGGACCGGGCGGUCUUCUGGAUUGAGUUUGUCAUGCGCCACAAAGGAGCCAAGCACCUGCGGCCAGCAGCCCACGACCUCACCUGGUACCAGUACCACUCUCUCGAUGUGAUUGGGUUCCUGCUGGCCUGUGUGGCAGCGAUUACAUUUCUGGUCACUAAAUGCGGCCUGUUUUGUUGCCGGAAGCUUGGUAAAACUGCAAGGAAGAAAAAGAGAGAGUAGGUUUUUUGUUUGUGUGUGUACCGGUUGAUCUGGAACAAUGUACAGAGUUCAUCUGAACUCAUUCGGCCAUGGAUUGGAACCAGAUUCCUCUCCUACUCUUCUGGGUGCCUGUCCAUUCCUCAGCUUUGUCACAUGCAACAUCGAAGAAUCGCCCCUGCAAUGUGCCAUGUGAUUUAGAAUUAAGGUUUAAGAUAAUCUAUUCCUUGAAAAGAGAUGCUAAACAAAUAAACACAUGGAAGAUGCUACCGUUAAGGACUUACUGCUUUAUUUUGCUUUCUGUUUAACCAACUAAUGCACUGUUGGAGGCCUUAGGAACAUAAGGAUUCCUGCUAUUUUCCGUACUGAUCAUAUUGAACAUUUUCUACAUAUGUACCACAGUUUUGGGUCCAGUAUGAAAUAAUUAGUGCAUAUUCUCCAAAAGAACUAGACGAGAAAUAGCAUGGAGCACACGCUCGCCAGAGCUUCCCUUCCAGCCAGGAAGGUCAGGAGACUGUUAGGGUUUCUACUCUGCUGCAAAGCACAUUUCAGACAUCAAUUUCAUUCAUCCUUUCCUAUGACAUGUUUUUGAAUUUGUCCCCCCAGAAAUACAACACACUAUUUUGUGUCUUUGAUGUGAAGAUUGUCCUUUGAUUGGAUGUUAAUAAUAGUACUUCAUUUGUAUUGUAACACUCCAUGGCUUCAGAGAUGUGGAUGAUUUUGAUAAGUUAGCAUGAUCAGUGGUAUGAUGGAAUAAAGUAAAAGAUUGGAAUUUAAUACC
Messenger RNA from Sus scrofa (pig), 2471 nucleotides. Its product is annotated as UDP-glucuronosyltransferase 2C1. Gene Ontology annotation, molecular function: glucuronosyltransferase activity. The record is from RefSeq and is a predicted model, not a curated record. NCBI's taxonomy places the organism in Eukaryota, Metazoa, Chordata, Mammalia, Artiodactyla, Suidae.